Messenger RNA from Hirsutella rhossiliensis, 1041 nucleotides. Its product is annotated as putative cyclase domain-containing protein. The transcript is spliced from 3 exons. The coding region runs from base 1 to 1041 and encodes 346 amino acids. NCBI's taxonomy places the organism in Eukaryota, Fungi, Ascomycota, Sordariomycetes, Hypocreales, Ophiocordycipitaceae. The record is from RefSeq and is a predicted model, not a curated record. Gene Ontology annotation, molecular function: arylformamidase activity.
AUGACGCUCGAACCCUCGUCGUACCCAGAUUUCGACGACCUGCCCAAGGUCGAGGGCAUGCCGCAGGGCUGUGCCUGGGGCGUCUUUGAUCGCGACGGGCAAAAGGACCUCGUCGGCACGCUCAACUUUCUCACCCCGGCCGUCGUCAAGGCCGCCGCCGCAGAGGUCAAGGACGGGGUGUCCAUUUCUCUCAAUUGGCCCCUCGACGGCCUCGCCAAGCUAGGCAUCCCCGGCCGCAAACCCCCCCGGCACACCGUCCUCUACCUCCCCGACACCAUGCCCGGCAUCCCCCCCGAGGCCAGCAGCUGGGACGACGAGCUCGACUUCAACACGCAGUCCAGCAGCCAGUGGGACAGCCUGUGCCACGUCCAGCACCUCCCCUCGGGCCUCGCCUACAACGGCCUCCGCCCCGACGCGCGCGCCCUCGCCGCCGCCUCCACCGCCGAAAACGACAUGCCUACCCUCGACCACUGGCACGCCCGCGGCGCCCUCGCCGGCCGCGGCGUCCUGCUCGACUAUGCCGCCUUUGCCCGCGACACGGGCCUCUCCUUUGGCCCCUUUGACGGCACCGCCAUCUCCGUCGCCCAGCUCGAGGCCUGCGCCCGCCACUUUGCUGUCGACUUCCGCCCGGGCGACGUCCUCGUCGUCCGCACCGGCGCCACCGAGUUCGUCGACGGCCUCUCCCAGCAAGAGGCCGCCCGCGUGGCCCACACCUUUCCCCGCCUCAGCGGCAUCGAGGGCUCCCCGGAGAUGGCCAGGUGGCUCUGGAACAAGCGCUUCACCGCCGCCGCAUCCGACAGCGUCGCCCUCGAAGUCUUCCCGCCCAUCAAUCCCGACGGCACGCGUGCCGGGAUGGAGAACCCAGUUCUCCACCAUUACAUGCUCGGCCUGUUUGGCAUGCCCAUAGGCGAGCUCUGGGACCUCGGCAAGCUGUCGCAAUACUGCCAAAAGACCAAGCGCUACUCGUUUAUGAUUACCUCGGCUCCUCUGAACCACCCGUGCCUCAUUGCCUCGCCCCCAAACGCUCUCGCCAUCUUCUAG